CACAAGUCGAUUCAUAAUGUCCGGGUCAGGUUUUGAGAUAGCAGGAAUUGUACUUCGUGCAUUCCCACUCGCUAUCCACGCCCUCGAGAUAUGUCGCGAUACAGCAAAUCAAGUUGGCCUCUUUCUCCAAAUCAAGCUGGAAUAUAAGAGGUGGAGAGACGAGUUAGAGUAUCACAAACUACUAUUCACAAAGAAUUUAAGACAACUUCUGCUCCCUCUCGUCCUAGAUGACGACAAAAUCGGAGAGCUUCUACUGAUGCCAGGGGGAGAUUGUUGGCGAGAGAAGUCAGUCGCGGAACUUUUUGAAAAACGUCUUGGGGACUCAUAUGGUCUUUAUAUGCAAUAUAUACAAGGGAUGGGUAAGACCAUGGACGAAAUAAAUAGAGAGCUCGCCAUUGACUCUGAGUGGGCUCGGAAGAUGCUUGAUAGCUCGCAGAAAGCAUCGGAUAGCCAAUUCAAGCUGAGAGAAUUUCUCAGUCGCCAAUUUCAUAAGUUCAAGCUUAGCAGCAAUGGUGUUGUCCGCAAACGUCUAUUCGAGGAGCUACAAGAGUAUAACGAUAGGCUCGAGAGGCUGUUAAGAGCCAACGACGAAGAUAUGCACUUGUUAAUCGACAGAAGUUCAAGACACCAAUCAGACAAAAUUGACAUAACAAUUUGUAACUUUUGGAAAAAAGCUAAAAGCGUCUUUCUGGCCCUUGCUUCUGCUUGGACUUGCCAAUGCCAGCAACAUGGCGCAAACUUACUCCUUCAACAUCGAAUCACAAGCAAAGCCGAGUUUGAUAUCACUUUAACAGGAUUUAUUUCAUCUAUAUACGAAUGUCACAGAGUUCGGAUCUCAGAAGGCAAGGAUAAUGUGUUAAACGAGAGCAUUAGCCUUCUCGACAGUGUUCCCUCUCGGCAACCAAAUCACAAACAAAGGCGUCCAACAAAAUCUGCACUUCGUAUAAAGAGUGCAAUAAAGACGCUUAUAGGGUCGUCGAAAACUCAAACGUCAGUUACACUUGUGCACGCGGAAAAGAAACCCGUUAUCCCUACAUACAAUAAAAUAGUAAACCUCUGUGCUUCGUUGAAGAUGUCUGAAACGCCGUGCUAUGGUUAUCUUGAGGGAGAGGAAUGUCGAUAUCACAUUUUUGACAUAUCUCGGUAUAACAGCGACAUAGCUCGAUCGGUGACCUUGGACCAGCUGCUUCGCGGUGAUGUCCCUCAACUAUUAACUCGUUCGAAACGAUAUAAAAUAUCAUUGAUCCUAGCUUCGACAUUUCUUCAACUACUGGAUUCCCCAUGGUUGUCAGCAUUUCCAAAAAGAUCUGAUAUCGUUUUCUUUAACAAUAAUGAUGGAGACGCAGCGUUCUUUCGACUAGACCAACCACAUAUAAGCCGCGAUUUCAACACUUCGAAUGUAGCAAGCACAGAUUCUUCAUCAGAGAAUAUGUUCAACUUCACUGAGGCACUUGACCAUCUCGGUAUAAUGCUCUUAGAGCUUUGUUUUGGUAGAAUUAUGGAGGAUCAGCCGUGGGGAAAAGAACCGUCAGCAGGAGCAAAUGACCAGGAGAAGAAAGGACUUAACAUAUUGGCAGCUCGUGAAUGGCAGUGCCAUGUGAACGAAGAAGCUGGUGGAGACUAUGCUGAGGCGGUCUCGUGGUGUCUUGGAGGAAACCGGAUCGCGCCACAGGAAAGGUGGAGACAAGAAAUGCUGCGUAGAGUGAUACAGCCUUUGCAUAGGUGUCAUGAAUAUUUGUCAAAUGGCGGGAUUGAGAUAUAA
This is a messenger RNA of Trichoderma asperellum CBS 433.97, 1762 nucleotides long. NCBI's taxonomy places the organism in Eukaryota, Fungi, Ascomycota, Sordariomycetes, Hypocreales, Hypocreaceae. The record is from RefSeq and is a predicted model, not a curated record.